Molecule: messenger RNA, 651 nt
Organism: Colletotrichum paranaense
Lineage: Eukaryota; Fungi; Ascomycota; Sordariomycetes; Glomerellales; Glomerellaceae
Exons: 2
Coding region: 1-651 (216 amino acids)
Source: RefSeq, a predicted model, not a curated record
AUGUACAUUCAAAAAAAAAUGGCUCGUCCCAGCAUCAUCGUCUCCAUGCUCGUCCUCUCCCUCUCCGGAACCGCGUUCGGCAGAGCGAGCUUCUUCGGCAAACAGCAACAACACGACGCAAUGACGGAUUGCGCGCGCGUCGAUGCCCCGACCUCCUUGACCUGGCUUUUGCAAGAUCAACCCUUCGAACAGGAGGAUCCGUCCGCCUUUUUCUACGUCAACCAAGAUAUUGACGCGUCAGGAAACAAGGCGAACAGAGUCGCACAACUCGUCACCUUUGGCGGCGUCCAGGGACAACAGGAAUCGACAGAGUGCCGCCUCCUCUUCACCAUGCCCGAGGACUCGGAGAGCUGGGAGCUGAUCCAGCGCGAGGGCGCCACCACGAUGCGCGUCUUCCGCGUCCCCAGCUACGAAGGGGACGAUUCCGUACGACAGAAGCAGAAUCUUCUGGGCACCGUCCUGGUCAAGCCUGGAACGCAGUCCAUCGACCUCGGCCAGUGCGACGGCAGCGGUAGUUUCGUUUUCGAGCUUGCCGACGCGGGACGCAGUCGCGUCGCUUUCCGCCAGGCAUCGAAGCCGAAAGACGGCUUUGGUGUCUUCAUGGCUCAUGGAUGCCCGGUCCCUAGAAGGACCGAGUCCGAGGACUUGUGA